AUGUGCAUUUUGUUGACUGACGAGUAUUACUGGCAAUAUCUAAGUGCCAAUAAAUAAUUGCUUAAGUUAAGAUUGAUCUUUAUUGAUGACUUCAUGAUAAUAUAUAUUGUUAAUAACAAUGCCUGUAAGUAUGACAUACAAUAACAAUUUAACUAUAGUAAUGUUAAUGUUAUUAUUGAUUAAUUUUAAUAGCAAUUAUAUAAUAAUGAAGAUAAUAAAUGAUUGAUUUACAGAGUGGAAAUGAACAAUUCAUUGGAUCAAGACUUUGAAGAAUUUAGAUUUUCAGAUGAAAGCAAAAUUUGUAAAGAUGCAGUGGAUGAUUUGCAAAAAUUUGGUAUGUCUUUUUUUUCAAAAUAAUUGAAUGUAGAUGAAAUAUUUAUAUAUUGAAGUCAAAUGUAACAUGUGCAACAAAUAGCAUUAAAGUUUAACCUAAUUUGUGCAUAUUAUUUUUUUUUUUGAAUUUAACGUCUUAUCCUUGUUUGAUUGCAUAUGCUUCUUCUUUUUUUUUGCAUAUAGUAAAACAUUUCACUUGAAAUUUCAUUGCUACAAAACAUUAUAACAUUUCUAGUACUUUGUUGCUGAUCUAUGGUUAUCUUUACAAAACCUAUUCCCAUAAAUUUCUCCAUCCAGAUUUUAUCACGAUUAAAAAAAGUUUAGUUAAAUAAAUUAAUGAGAUCACUUUCUAUUACGCUCCAAGGUGUACAUUAAAUAAAUUGUCAAAGGAAAGUGUAACAAAAAAUUUUUAUUCAGAACUCUUGAGAGAAGGUUAGGAUACUGUUAGUACCGGACAACGCGGAAAAUCUCAAGAUUUCGUUAUUGCUGUUUCACUCGAUAUAUUUAUGUCUUUAUUUAAUCUCAAUAAAUUAUAAAUUAAUAUUGUUUCUUUGGCUAGAGUUACAACAAUAUGAUUUGAUUCAGUCGUAAAGUUUAUUUCUAUUACCUUCUCAGUCCGUUUGUUCAAUUGAUUAACCAUAUUCCACUAAAUUAUUUUGACAAAUAAUAUUCUCUUAAAUGAAAUGUAAUUAUUUAAAAUUAGACAGCGAGGCAAUUUAUGCACGUUUGCAAUGGUGUCGGACAAAAUGCGUUUCGAUGCGAAAUACAUCGCGGCGGGAACAGUGCGCUAAUACGAAGUGA
Messenger RNA from Heterotrigona itama, 1134 nucleotides. The record is from the annotation of a GenBank genome assembly. Lineage: Eukaryota; Metazoa; Arthropoda; Insecta; Hymenoptera; Apidae.